Molecule: messenger RNA, 1377 nt
Organism: Saccharomycopsis crataegensis
Lineage: Eukaryota; Fungi; Ascomycota; Saccharomycetes; Ascoideales; Saccharomycopsidaceae
Gene: GCN5
Product: histone acetyltransferase GCN5
Exons: 1
Coding region: 1-1377 (458 amino acids)
Biological process (GO): positive regulation of transcription by RNA polymerase II; chromatin remodeling
Cellular component (GO): histone acetyltransferase complex
Molecular function (GO): histone H3 acetyltransferase activity; protein binding
Source: RefSeq, a predicted model, not a curated record
AUGGCAAAUAUAAAAAGGGAGGCCGAUGAAGCGUUGGAGAAUGAACCACUCACUAAAAGACUGAGGAAUAAUCGAGAAGAAGUGAGCAGUAGUAACCUUAAUAAUAAUAAUAAUAAUAAUAAUAAUAAUAACGAUGAGGAUGGUACUGCUGCUGGUAAUACCACUACAAAAAAAGAGAAUAAUGAUGAUGAAGAUGAAGAUGAGGAGGAUGAGGAGGAAGAUGAAGAAGGAAAAAGAAGAGAUGAGGAGGAAGAAGACGAGGAAGAGAAAAAACGGAUCAUGACUUUCUGGUUUGAAGGCGAACAACAUACUUUUAAAGAACGACCAUCAGUUAUCGAAGAACGUGAAAACAAGAUCGUAUUCCGGGUGGUGAACAACGAUACCAGCAGGGAUAAUAUGAUCAUUCUUACGGGGUUGAAAAACAUUUUCCAGAAGCAAUUACCAAUGAUGCCCAAAGAGUAUAUUUCCAGAUUAGUCUACGAUCGAACCCAUGUGUCGAUUGCCGUAGUACGGAAACCAAUGACGGUGGUAGGUGGUAUUGCUUAUCGACCUUUUGAAAGCCGAGGAUUUGCAGAAAUUGUGUUUUGUGCCAUCAGUUCCACCGAACAAGUCAGAGGGUACGGGGCCCAUUUGAUGAAUCAUUUGAAAGAUUUCGUAUUGAACACCACCAAGAUCAAGUAUUUUUUGACCUAUGCCGACAAUUACGCCAUUGGAUACUUCAAAAAACAAGGGUUCAGUGAAGAAAUCACUUUACCGCCUUCGGUAUGGAGAGGGUAUAUCAAAGAUUACGAAGGGGCGACAUUACUACAGUGUACCAUGCUACCGAAAAUACGAUACUUGGAUAGUUCCAAAAUAUUGCUAUUGCAAAAAAUCGCGGUGAUGAAGAAAAUCAAAGCGAUCAGUAAAUCCAAUGUGGUUAGACCCGGGUUAAAAGCGUUCAUGGAUCAUCCCAAUGGCUUUAAAAUAGAUCCGUACGAUAUCCCAGGAAUUAAAGAAAGCGGCUGGACCCCAGAAAUGGAAGAGAUUGCCAAAAAGAAGGAAACUAGCCAUCAUUAUCCGGUGAUGAAGCAGAUCUUGUUAGAACUUCACAACUUCCCGUCAUCUUGGCCAUUCAGGACCCCAGUUAGUAAAACCGACGUUCCUGAUUAUUACGUGCAAAUCAAAGAGCCCAUGGACCUCGAAACCAUCCAAAAUAAAAUCGAAAAUGAUAAGUAUGAGAAGUUCGAGGAUUACGUGCAUGAUGUGAAGUUGGUGUGCAGUAAUGCCAGAAUUUAUAACGAUAAAAGUACUCCGUAUUACAAGAACGCCAAUAAAUUGGAGAAAUUCUUUAUUUCAAAAGUCAAGGAACUACAGGAGUAUGCAAAAUACGUUGAAUGA